AGUAGUAGGACAAAAGUAGCCGGCAGGCUGCAUCCCUCCUCACCGCAGAGCUCCAGUCAGAAGAAACAGAAAAAAGUUUGUGCAGCGGCGGUGAGACGCUCCUGGAUCCGUCGGAGUUAAACGAGCUGAUCUGAGGAGGAGGAAGCUUCUCACUGACAACUGGCACUAAGGUGUCUCCACACUUCAGACUGUACUGCUCCUCCUGACUUGCAGAGAAUUCACAAUGGCCGACCGUUUCGACUGUGUCAACUGCAAAGAAUCCCUGUACGGCCGCAAGUACAUCCAGUCCGAUGACAGCCCGUACUGCAUCCCCUGUUACGACAGCCUGUUCUCUAAUACGUGUGACGAGUGCAAAGAGCUGAUCGCCCAUGAUGCAAGGGAGCUCUUCUAUGAGGAGCGACAUUAUCACGAGCACUGCUUCCGCUGUUUCCGCUGCGACCGCUCGCUGGCGGACGAGCCCUUCACCAGCCAGGACGACGCUUUGCUCUGCAACGACUGCUACUGUAACGAGUUCUCCUCCAAGUGUGUGGCCUGCGACAAGAUUGUGAUGCCAGGCACCAGGAAGUUGGAGUACGGCGGCUCCACAUGGCACGAGGGCUGCUUCAUCUGUCACAGCUGCGAACAGCCGAUUGGCUCCAAGUCCUUCAUCCCCGACAAGGAUGAACACUACUGUGUUUCCUGUUACGAGGACAAGUUCGCUCCACGCUGCACGCGCUGUAAAAAGACCCUGGCUAAAGGGGGUGUGACUUAUCGGGACGAGCCGUGGCAUAAGGAGUGUUUCGUGUGCACCAGCUGUAAGACGCAGCUGGCGGGUCAACACUUCACCUCCCGAGACGACAGCCCUUACUGCCUCAAGUGCUUCGGCAGCCUGUACGCCAAGAAGUGUGAGGCCUGCAGCAAACCCAUUACAGGUUUCGGGGGAGGAAAGUACAUCUCAUUCGAGGAUCGUCAGUGGCAUCAGCCGUGUUUCUCCUGCUCCCAGUGCUCUGUGACUCUGGUGGGCGCCGGCUUCUUCCCUGACGGCGAGAGGAUCCUGUGCCGCGAAUGCAACACCAACCUAUAGAGCAGUCACUCACAGUAUACUCCCCCUUUCGUCCUCUGUCACAGCAUUUCAAGAACCCCCAAGUCAUUACCGAGGAAGGUAACACAGGCUAACUAAUGCUGCCUCUCAGGUUGUUUUAUACAAAGACGUCAGUCCCUUACCGUCCCGUCUGGAUCAGAGUUUCAACCAGGAGCUAGUGUGUGAAACCCUGUGUUGGUGCUGCAGUGUUUAUGCAGUGAACACCACAGAUUUCCUCUUUAACCAAAAACGUCAUUAUUUUGUGCGACCAACUUUAUGUUGUGCCUUAAAAAUAACAUGUCUUAAAUGUUAUGACUUAUCAAACCAAAGAAAAAUUCAAAGUGCUAGUCACUUUGCAAAUAGAAACACCCAAUCCCUUCAUAUUUUAUAUAAAUGUUUUACCACUUCAGGUAGAGGUCAGGCUCUGAAGAGAAGACACAGAACACUGAUCCAGAACCGAAUUAAAACCCUAACACUCUGUAUUUUCAAACUAUGUUGUAGUUACUGUUUUAAUGCUCUUAUAACUGCAGUUUUAUGCAUUUUGAAUGUUGCUUUUUCAUCUUUUCGAGAAAUGUGCGUCUGGCUUUGUACGUCUUGAACGAGUGACUGUAGAUAAUGACAUAGAAGGAGGUGUGACACUGUUGUUAGACCAAUUUAAAAAUGUGUCAGAAAGUAAUAAAACAGUGAGACAGUUGUGAUCAAUGGAGUCAUUUGCACUUUGGAUUAGAUUUUCUCUUGCCAACAUGUUAUGUGCACAUAAACAACACAAUUCAAGGACAUGGCACGAGACACACAAAACCCCCUCUAAUGUUAUGUAUCUGCUUGUGGAACUUUUCAAUGACACUUAUUUUACAUAACGUUUCAUCAUAUUUCAUUUGUUGUAACAAAUCUUUUUUUUUUUUUUUAUCACCUUUGCUCAAAGAGCCAGCGUUUAUUACCCAAAAAGAAGCUGAAAUGAAAAUGCAUUACGGUUGUGUAUUGCAGGAGCAUGCGUGUCUUCAUCUGCUACAGCAAUUGUUGUGUUACUGUUAACACUGUUGGUGUUUUUCAUUGUUAGUUUUUAACUUGUAUGUAUAAAAACAAAAUAUAAAAAAAAGUACUUAUAUGUCAUUAUUUCAGCUUUGAUGCUGGUGAGUCAGAGUUGGCGAAUAUACAUUAAAAAGAUGAAAACUAAGCCAUCGAGGCAAAAGCAGUAUGAACCUAAACUGAUAAUUGAAACGACUAAAUGCUACAAUGGUUAGUCUUAUUUGUGAAGUCUUAUUAAAUACAUUUACAACGAC
This is a messenger RNA of Hippoglossus stenolepis (Pacific halibut), 2340 nucleotides long. RefSeq names its product four and a half LIM domains 3a (gene fhl3a). Gene Ontology annotation, cellular component: nucleus; Z disc; stress fiber. Gene Ontology annotation, molecular function: transcription coregulator activity; actin binding. NCBI's taxonomy places the organism in Eukaryota, Metazoa, Chordata, Actinopteri, Pleuronectiformes, Pleuronectidae. The transcript has 6 exons. The coding region runs from base 224 to 1063 and encodes 279 amino acids. Gene Ontology annotation, biological process: actin cytoskeleton organization. The record is from RefSeq and is a predicted model, not a curated record.